ACUGUCUUGUCUGUCUGUCUUUUUCUUCAAGUGUUCUCUAAUCUUAGCUUAUCAUAUCAUAGCAUAGGGCAUAGUAUAGGCUUCUCUGAUCUUCUCCAGUAAGUGUGAGUAUGUGGUAGUGUCCACAACACAACAAACACAACACUACAGGCCUUUAUUAUGUGUGUUUGGUUGGCAAGUUUCAAUUUUUGUAGCUCCCCAGCAAAAGAUAUAAAAAGGGUCCACUCACAAACUCAUCAAACAUAAAAGCCUCUUCUGAUCUUCCCAAAACUACUUUCUCUUUACUUGUUUAAAAGAAAAAAAACUAGCAAGCUAGAAGCCAAAACUACCAAAAAAGAAAAGAGGGAAUCUAUUCUUUUUGUUUGUCCAUGGACUUUGAUCUGAAGCAAUGGAGAAACCAGGAGGAGUCAGAAGCAAAGGUACCAAGACUUGUGCUUGAUCUCCACUCCACCACUACCACAGCUAGUCAUGGGGGUGGGGGUGGGGGGUCAUCUUCCUCUGCACUUCCAUUGUUUGUCUCUGAACCCCCCACCAGCAAGCUGUCAGCAUUCUCUUCUGAUUCCACACCCACUGCCACCACCAAAUUUCCCAGGAUGGGUGGAAGUUACUUCAGCUUGGGGCAGUGGCAGGAGCUUGAACUGCAGGCUUUGAUCUUCAGACACAUGAUUGCUGGGGCACCUGUUCCACCUGAGCUUCUCCACCUGGUUAAAAAGAGCCUCUUCAACUCUGCUCCUUACUAUUUCCCUCACCCUCUUCACCAAUAUCCCCAUUAUCACCCAGCUUCAGCACCUUUGAUGCAAGCAGGGUACUGGGGGAGAGCGGCGAUGGAUCCGGAGCCGGGUCGGUGCCGGAGGACCGACGGGAAGAAGUGGAGGUGCUCGAGGGACGUGGUGGCGGGUCAGAAGUAUUGUGAGCGCCACAUGCACCGUGGCCGCAACCGUUCAAGAAAGCCUGUGGAAAUUCCCACGCCAACUCCGCCUACUGCCGCCGGUGGCCCCACGGCGGAUGCUCAGCCCUUGUCCGCCGUGCCCGGCCGUGAUGCCCCCCCUCACUUCACUCUCUCCGCCGCUACUGCUCCUCCCUCGUCUUCCAUUGAUCUCUUUCACCUCAGUCAAAGGCAUCAUGGAGAGCCCAUUAUGGAAAGCAACGGCCCACUUGAGGCCCAAAAGGAUGGGCCGGCCGGCGGACAGACACUCCGGCAUUUCUUCGACGACUGGCCCAGACCACUUGAGGAAAAUGAGAGCUCCUCCGCCGUGGCUUCCGCCACCAACCUCUCCAUAUCCAUCCCCGGAAACGCUUCUUCCGAUUUCUCACUGAAGCUCGCCACCGGGCCUCCGCUGGGGGGCAACAUGGAACGGACAACCGCCGCGUGGGGGACGAGCCACCACCAGGUCCAGGUGGGUUCCGCCGUGGGCGGGCCGCUGGCGGAGGCUUUGAGAUCUUCCACGUCCAACUCCUCGCCCACCAGCGUUUUGCACCAGUUGCAGCGUAACUCAACAACGUCGGAGACUAGUUUUAUCACCAGUUGAAGAAGAAGAAUCAUUAUAUUGUUUUCUUCAAAAAUGAUGUAUGUCUAGGUUGUCUUAUUUAAAUGUCGGCUGUACAAAUUGCAUGCAUGGAGUGUGUAAUGCUUUAAUUUUUCUUCGUGCUUUCAUCAACUUUCCUAACUAUUUUGUGGUUAUCAAGAUUUUGGGAAUUAUUUUAGUAGUAAGUUACAUCUAUGAGUUUUCAAUAAGUAACAAAUUGAGGGUGACAUUGCUAUAUAUAUGUGAUUCAUGCAUGCAUGCUUGGAAAAGAAAUGAAACGACCCUGAUUGAGUUUA
Messenger RNA from Ipomoea nil (Japanese morning glory), 1822 nucleotides. Its product is annotated as growth-regulating factor 3-like. NCBI's taxonomy places the organism in Eukaryota, Viridiplantae, Streptophyta, Magnoliopsida, Solanales, Convolvulaceae. Bases 369 to 1529 code for a protein of 386 amino acids. Gene Ontology annotation, cellular component: nucleus. Gene Ontology annotation, molecular function: ATP binding. The record is from RefSeq and is a predicted model, not a curated record. Gene Ontology annotation, biological process: developmental process; DNA-templated transcription; regulation of DNA-templated transcription. The transcript has 4 exons.